AAAUACGGUUUACAGUAAGAAGUCAUCUUUCCAAAAUACUUAUCUAACUCACCAAGAAUGGCUAUGACAGUCAAGAAGGCUACGCCCUGGAUGUGGGUGGCUGAUGAGUGCAAGAACUCGUUCAUGGAGAUGAAAUGGAAGAAGGUGUUUAGGUACAUCGUGUUUAAGAUCGAUGAGAAUUCGAAAUUCGUCACUGUCGAUAAAGUCGGCGGUCCUGGUGCGAGCUACAACGAUCUCGCCGCCUCGUUGCCGAACGACGACUGCCGAUACGCGGUGUUUGAUUUCGAUUUCGUGACCGUUGAUAAUUGCCGGAUGAGCAAGAUCUUCUUCAUUGCAUGGUCCCCUGAAGCAUCAAGAAUUAGAGCAAAAAUGCUGUAUGCGACCUCAAAAGCCGGGCUUAGAAGAGUCCUGGAUGGGAUCCAUUACGAGGUCCAGGCUACUGACCCUGCGGAAAUGGGCUUUGAUGUGAUCCGAGACCGGGCCCAGUAGAUUUUAUUUUAUAUAAUUAUGUCAGUAAUGUAAAUUAAUGCCAUCUAAUCUGAUGUAUUAAUAAUAGUAAUAAAUAAUAAUAAUAAUUAUGCCUUGUGUGCGCUAA
Molecule: messenger RNA, 595 nt
Organism: Mangifera indica (mango)
Lineage: Eukaryota; Viridiplantae; Streptophyta; Magnoliopsida; Sapindales; Anacardiaceae
Product: actin-depolymerizing factor 9-like
Exons: 3
Coding region: 58-489 (143 amino acids)
Biological process (GO): actin filament bundle assembly; actin filament depolymerization
Cellular component (GO): cytoplasm; actin cytoskeleton
Molecular function (GO): actin filament binding
Source: RefSeq, a predicted model, not a curated record